GCCCGGCGGUGCCCGGAUGUAGCGGGAGGAGGCGCCGCCGCCAUCUUUGCCCGGAGAGAGCGAGCGAGAGAGAGAGGGAGAGAGCAGCCGGAGCCCAGGAAGGAGCGAGCGAGCGAGGGAGGCAGCGCGGACCCAGACCCAGCCCAGCCCCGCAGGACCACCGCCCUCCAUCCAUCCACCCGCCCCGAUGGACGACCGCGAGGACCUCGUCUACCAGGCCAAGCUGGCCGAGCAGGCCGAGCGCUACGACGAAAUGGUGGAGUCGAUGAAGAAGGUGGCCGGGAUGGACGUGGAGCUGACGGUGGAGGAGAGGAACCUGCUGUCGGUGGCCUACAAGAACGUCAUCGGGGCCCGGAGGGCCUCCUGGAGGAUCAUCAGCAGCAUCGAGCAGAAGGAGGAGAACAAGGGCGGGGAGGACAAGCUCAAGAUGAUCCGGGAGUAUCGGCAAAUGGUUGAGACGGAAUUGAAACUAAUCUGUUGUGACAUUCUGGAUGUACUGGACAAACACCUCAUUCCAGCAGCCAACACGGGCGAGUCCAAGGUCUUCUAUUACAAAAUGAAAGGGGACUACCACAGGUAUCUUGCUGAGUUUGCCACAGGAAAUGAUAGAAAGGAAGCAGCUGAGAACAGCCUGGUGGCUUAUAAAGCUGCUAGCGAUAUUGCAAUGACAGAGCUUCCUCCAACGCAUCCCAUCCGCCUAGGACUUGCCCUCAACUUCUCUGUUUUCUACUAUGAGAUCCUUAAUUCUCCUGACCGUGCCUGCAGGUUGGCAAAAGCAGCUUUUGAUGAUGCCAUUGCAGAACUGGAUACGCUGAGUGAAGAAAGCUAUAAGGAUUCUACGCUUAUCAUGCAGUUGUUACGUGAUAAUCUGACACUAUGGACUUCAGACAUGCAGGGUGAUGAUUCUUAAAGGGAACUCCACCUGUUCAUUUUCUUACACUCUACUUUGUGAAGAACAGAGUAAAGAAGCGCUGCAGGAUGUGGAAGAUGAAAACCAGUGAGACGUCAAGGCCAAUAAGAGUCCCCCUUCCUCCUCCUCCUCCUCCUCCUCCCCAUCCCUCCCCAUAAGCCCCUCAGUGUCCCUGGGAGCCAUCUUAUCUGACGUUCAUGAUGGCCUCCAGAAUUUAGGUUCCUGCCCUGUUGGUUUUUUUACACAGUUGAAACGUUCUUUAAAAGGCAAGAGUGAAUGUCUGUGGAUUUUACUGGUGCCAGCUUUCAGUUCCUUUAAGACACUAACCGGACUGGCUGCAUAGAGGCUUUUCCUGCAUUCCUGUGUUGUCUUCUGUCAGUGUUGGAGGUAACAUCUGGAAGCCAUUAGAGAUCUAGAGGAGGCUUCUUGCACUGUAGUGCAUGUGGUGGCAUUUUUCAUUUUUUAUAAUUGUUUAAACAAUUUUAUACCAGUGUUUAAAAUUGGCGUUUAGCUUGAAGUUUCAGGUUUCGUUGGAACAGUUCUUGUAGUGGUUUUGCUGUAAAAGGAAAGAAAAAAAAAACAACCAAGGAAAAGAAUUUGAAACUGCGCCGAGAUGUUUCUGCGACAGAGAUGGUGCUGGUAACGGUUCAACAUCCGUGGCUGCUCAUUCUUGCCUUCUCUUACUUUCCCUCCAAGCAGGUUAGCGUUGAAGGUGGAGGCGCGGAGGAGCCUGCAUGUGUGUUCAAUAUUUUUCUCUCCCUCUCCCUCUCCCUCUUCGCUAGCUCAACCUCUUUUGUUCAGUAUGUGUAACUUGAAGCUAAUUUGUACUACUGGAUAUCUGACUGGAGCCACAGAUACAGGAUCUGUAUUGUUCUUACUGAAACACAGCAUGGAAUUAACAUUAAACUUAAAUAAAACAACCCUAAAUUAAACUGA
This is a messenger RNA of Sceloporus undulatus (fence lizard), 1846 nucleotides long. It is a transcript of the gene YWHAE, whose product is annotated as tyrosine 3-monooxygenase/tryptophan 5-monooxygenase activation protein epsilon. Bases 188 to 910 code for a protein of 240 amino acids. Gene Ontology annotation, biological process: signal transduction. The transcript is spliced from 7 exons. NCBI's taxonomy places the organism in Eukaryota, Metazoa, Chordata, Lepidosauria, Squamata, Phrynosomatidae. Gene Ontology annotation, cellular component: cytoplasm. The record is from RefSeq and is a predicted model, not a curated record.